CCUAGGAGUCUUGCUCUCUCAAGACUCGGUCUUUGUCCAAAAAAAAAACACAAACACUUCCCUUAUGCUCUCACUCUCACACCCACUGCGUUCUUGCUCUACUUGUCUUCGCCUACACUCUGCUCUCCGCUCUCUCCGUCACUCCUCUCUCUUCCCCAUUCCGAUUUCGCCAAACCCUAAUCGCGCCAUGUCCUCCAAUCGCCCCUCCGCCUUCGACGCUCUCAUGUCCGGCGCACGCGCCGCCGCCGCCAAGAAAAAGCCCCAACCCUCUUCCUCUUCCUCCCCCAAGAAGCGCAAAACCCUAAACCCCAGCCCUAGCUCCAAUUCCGCGCCCAAGGAAAAUCCCCAAUUGCUAUCCAAACCAGAAGACGCUGCUCCGAGCCCGGCCGCGGAAUCCAAACCAGAAAUGGAGGAAGAAGGUCAAGACCAGUCUGGCAAUGGCGCCGAGCUGGCACCGACGGCGAAGAAAGUGUGCGCGGCGGCCGGAGUGGAGGAGCGGACGGCUCAAUUGGCGGGUAGAAUUGAGCUGUUGAAGAAGAAGGCCCUUGAUUUUGACCCGAAGCUGAUGGCGAAUUGGGACAAGGGCGAAAGGGUUCCGUUUAUGUUUCUUUCUUUGGUUUUCAAUUUGAUUUCCAAAGAGUCUGGGCGGAUUGUGAUUACGGAUAUAGUGUGUAAUAUGCUUAGGACUGUAAUCUACACCACGCCGGAGGAUUUGCUCCCGGUGGUUUAUCUCUCGGCCAAUAAGAUUGCUCCGGCACAUGAGGGAUUGGAGCUUGGCAUUGGGGACUCUUCAAUUAUCAAGGCGCUUUCGCAGGCUUGUGGGAGGAGUGAAAAGGACGUUAAGAAGCGCUAUGAUGCAGAAGGGGACUUGGGUAUUGUUGCACAGAAAAGCCGUUCAUCCCAAACGAUGAUGCGCAAGCCUGAGCCAUUGACUGUCAGCAAGGUUUUCAACACAUUUCGCACCCUUGCUAAGGAAUCUGGGAAGGAUAGCCAGGAGAAGAAAAAGAACCAUAUGAAGGCACUUCUUGUUGCUGCCACUGACUGUGAACCUCUGUAUUUGAUCCGUUUGCUUCAGUCGAAGUUGCGAAUUGGAUUGGCAGAGCAGACUCUUUUGGCUGCACUGGGACAAGCUGCAGUCUAUACUGAAGAACAUUCUAAACCACCUCCUGAAAUUCAGUCUCCUUUAGAAGAGGCUGCAAAGAUUGUUAAACAAGUGUACUCUCUGCUUCCUGUUUACGAUAAGAUCAUCCCUGCCCUUCUGAGUGGUGGUGUUUGGAAUCUUCCAAAAACGUGUAGCUUUACUUUGGGUAUCCCAGUUGGACCUAUGCUUGCAAAGCCAAGUAAAGGGGUAUCUGAGAUUGUCCAAAAGUUUCAAGAUACAGAAUACACCUGUGAAUACAAGUAUGAUGGAGAGCGUGCCCAGAUACAUUACAUGGAGGAUGGUAUUGUUGAGAUAUACAGUCGAAAUGCUGAACGAAACACCGGAAAGUUCCCUGAUGUUGCGAUUGCAGUGUCAAGGUUAAAGAAGUCGUCUGUAAAAUCAUUUGUUUUAGAUUGUGAAUUGGUUGCCUAUGACCGUGCAAAUAACAAAAUUCUGCCCUUCCAGGUACUUAGCACCCGAGCCCGUAAAAAUGUGAGCAUGAGCGAUAUUAAGAUUGAGGUCUGCAUAUUUGCUUUUGAUAUGUUGUUUCUUAAUGGUCGACCACUUACUCAAGAACAGCUCAAAGUUCGCAGAGAGUAUCUUUAUGACUCUUUUGAGGAAGAAGCUGGAAUUUUUCAGUUUGCCACAGCAAUAACCUCAAAGGAUAUUGAUGAAAUACAAACAUUUCUUGAUGCCGCCGUUAAUUCAAGUUCUGAGGGUUUAAUAAUCAAAACAUUAAGCAAAGAUGCCACAUACGAGCCUUCGAAGCGGUCACUUAACUGGCUGAAAUUGAAGAAAGAUUACAUGGAUAGUUUCGGGGACUCACUGGACUUGGUACCUAUUGCUGCUUUCCAUGGCCGGGGAAAACGUACAGGUGUCUAUGGUGCUUUUCUCCUUGCUUGCUACGAUAGCAAUAAUGAAGAGUUUCAAAGCAUAUGUAAAAUAGGCACUGGAUUUUCUGAAGCAGUGCUUGAAGAGCGUUCUGCCAGCCUGCGUGAAACAGUGAUACCUAAACCUAAGACAUACUAUAGCUAUGCAGAAACAAGUAAUGCAAAUACUCCAGAUGUAUGGUUUGAACCCACUCAGGUUUGGGAGGUGAAAGCUGCUGACUUGACUAUUAGUCCUGUGUAUCGUGCUGCAGUAGGCAUAGUGGAUUCUAACAAGGGUAUUUCUCUUCGAUUUCCACGUCUUGUUCGUGUUAGGGAAGAUAAAAAACCAGAGGAAGCUUCAUCAUCUGAGCAGGUUGCUGAUAUGUAUUCUGCUCAAUCCAACAAAAGUUCUAAUCACCAAGAUGACAAGGAAGAUGAAGACUAGGAACAAGAGUUCUCUGUAAAGACCGGCAGUGGAUAUCUCAAUGUAUACCUGUAGGAUUGAACCAAUACAAGAGAGGCACAAUUACAAUCCUUGGACGUGUUUCACUGAUAAAAUGGUGCCAAACUUUGAGAUUAUCGGUGCUUACAUGUAGCUGAUUUGAGCUUUCUUUUUCUAUUUCUUUUAUCUCAGCAGAAUAUUUCUGCAUCUAUAACAGAUACUAAUUACCAAAACUUUGUUGUCUCGGCUACCACAGAGAUCAUAUGUGAGAAUUAUCUACUUGAUUGUUGA
Rosa chinensis is the source of this 2743-nucleotide messenger RNA. RefSeq names its product DNA ligase 1. The coding region runs from base 65 to 2455 and encodes 796 amino acids. The record is from RefSeq and is a predicted model, not a curated record. Lineage: Eukaryota; Viridiplantae; Streptophyta; Magnoliopsida; Rosales; Rosaceae. Gene Ontology annotation, molecular function: ATP binding; DNA binding; DNA ligase (ATP) activity. The transcript is spliced from 17 exons. Gene Ontology annotation, cellular component: nucleus; mitochondrion. Gene Ontology annotation, biological process: DNA repair; DNA biosynthetic process; DNA recombination.